GUUGACGAUUAUUUGUGUACCUGUGAGCCAGGAUAUACCGCUAAACGCUGUCAACACACUAUAGACUUUUGUUCGUCCAAACCUUGUCAAAAUGGAGCUACAUGCACCGAUUUGGUGGACGGUUUCAGCUGCAAAUGCAGGCCAGGUUAUGUUGGUCUUCAAUGUGAAGCUGAAAUAGAUGAAUGCCUGAGUGAUCCUUGUAACUCUGUCGGUACAGAAAAAUGCGUGGAUCUGGAUAACAAAUACUUCUGUAUGUGCAAGGAGGGAUACAGUGGAAAGAUGUGUGAGGAAAAUAUGGAUGAUUGUAAGAGCGAUCCAUGUCUCAAUGGAGGAUCAUGUAGGGAUGAAGUUGGUGGUUAUAAAUGCGUGUGUCAACCAGGAUGGACCGGAACUAAUUGUGAAUCUGACAUAGGAAACUGUCAAGGAAAACCAUGUCAAAAUGACGCAAAGUGUAUUAAUUUGUUCCAAGACUAUUUCUGUGUUUGUCCUUCAGGUACCGAUGGUAAGCAAUGCGAGACAGCUCCGGAAAGGUGCAUAGGCAACCCGUGUAUGCACGGAGGAAAAUGCAAGGAUUUCGGUUCUGGCCUUAACUGUUCUUGCUCUGAAGGAUUCACUGGUAUCGGGUGUCAAUAUGAAUACGACGCUUGCCAAGCCAAGGCGUGCAAAAACGGAGCUACCUGUGUCAAUAACAUCUUCGGUUUUACCUGUCAAUGUCCGCCAGGAUACACUGGAAAAUACUGCGAGAAAGAUAUAGUAGACUGUAAAGAAAACUCGUGUCCACCCAGCGCAACGUGCAUUGACCUAACUGGCAAAUUCUACUGUCAAUGUCCUUUCAAUUUAACUGGAGAGGAUUGCAGAAAAACUAUCUCGGUGGAUUAUGACUUGUACUUCAGCGACGCUAGCAGGAGCUCAGCUUCGCAAGUGGUUCCAUUCUACACCACCUCAGCUUCAAGCCUCACCAUCGCCAUGUGGAUUCAGUUCACUCAGAAAGACGAGAACGGUAUUUUCUUCACCUUGUACAGCGUCACUGUGGUCCGGGCACGUGCCAACAGAAGACCGAUCAUCCAGGCUCACUCGAACGGUGUCCAAGUGUCCAUUUUCGAGGACUUGCAGGACGUUUACCUGAGUUACAGGGACUAUACUGUCAUAAAUGACGCUCAGUGGCAUCACAUUGCGAUCGUGUGGGAUGGAGAAAAUGGAGGUGAACUGAAAUUGAUCACUGAAGGACUGAUAGCCAGUAAAAUCGACGGGUAUGGCAGUGGAAGAAAACUACCAGAGCACGCAUGGGUCACCUUGGGCAAACCCCAAUCGACCAGUCCCAAAGCCUAUACCGAAUCCGGAUUCCAAGGCCACCUCACUAAAGUUCAGAUCUGGAACAGAGCUCUGGACGUCACCAACGAAGUCCAGAAACAAGUCCGAGACUGCAGGACCGAACCAGUUCUAUACAAGGGACUCGUUUUAACGUGGGCAGGUUAUGAAGAAACAGUCGGAGGAGUGGAAAGAGUGGUUCCCUCGCAUUGCGGCCAAAGGAACUGCCCAGCAGGGUACUCCGGACCGAAAUGCCAGAACCUGGAAGUAGACAAGAUCCCUCCUAAGGUGGAAUACUGCCCGGGAGACCUCUGGAUCAUAACCAAAAACGGAUCGGCACUAGUAGCUUGGGACGAGCCACACUUUAGUGACAACGUCGGCGUUGCCAGCGUGCAAGAGCGCAACGGACAUCGACCAGGCCAAACACUUUUAUGGGGCAUCUACCAGAUAGCCUACGUGGCCAGCGAUCAAGCCGGCAACACCGCUAGCUGUACCUUCAAAGUAUCGGUGUUGUCAGAGUUCUGUCCAGAAUUACCCGAUCCUAUUGGAGGAUAUCAGACUUGUAAGGAUUGGGGUGCUGGGGGACAGUUUAAGGUGUGCGAGAUUGGGUGCAAUUCUGGACUUAAGUUUUCCCAGGAUAUUCCCAGGUUCUAUACCUGUGGAGCUGAAGGAUUUUGGAGGCCUAAUAUCAAUCCCAAUUUAGCUUUGGUUUACCCUGCUUGUUCUCCAUACAAACCAGCACAGAGGGUGUUCAAGAUCAACAUGCUCUUCCCCAGCUCAGUGCUGUGCAACGAGGCGGGACAAGGGGUUUUAAGACAGAAAGUCAGGAACGCUGUGAACAGUCUUAACAGGGAUUGGAACUUCUGUUCGUUCUCUGUCGAGGGUACCAGAGAGUGUAAAGACCUGAAUAUCGACGUCAAAUGCGACCACAGGGCUGGAAGACAGGCCAGGCAAGUACCGGACCAAGAGGAAGAUGGCGGUACUUACGUUAUCGAUGCCAGUGUACCGGUAGACAACGAUCCAGUAGUGAACUCCAACUCCAACGACAGAUCUACAGUGAAGGAACUUUGAAAACUAAUUUUGGAAGAAGGACAAUUUGACGUUAGGGAUAUCUUACCAAACACUGUCCCAGACCCAUCGUCUUUGUCCUAGUCCGACUACGCAUGUCCGGUGGGACAAGUUGUGGAAGCUCCUGAUUGUGUCCCAUGUGCCAUUGGAACUUUCUACAACAAAGACACCAAAACUUGUCUACCCUGUCCACAAGGAUCCUACCAAAGCGAGGCUGGACAGUCUCAAUGCAUUGAAUGUCCAGUCAUUGCCGGACGUCCAGGAGUAACUAUAGGUCUAGGAGCACGUAGCGCAGCGGAUUGCAAAGAACGAUGCCCAGCUGGUAAAUUCUACGACCACGAUGCCGGAUUGUGCCGAUCCUGCGGUCACGGCUUCUACCAACCGGAAGAAGGCUCGUUCUCGUGCCAGAUUUGUGGAUUGGGCAAAACCACAAGGACCAAUGAGGCUGUCUCUUCGAAAGAAUGCAGAGAUGAAUGUGGUGAUGGACAACAACUGGCUCUGGAUGGUCGUUGCGAGCCAUGUCCUAGAGGAACCUUCAGAGCUCAAGGGUAUCAAGCAGCUUGUGUUAGCUGUCCUCCUGGAAGGACAUCACCAAAAUCCGGUGCUAUCACAAUUGAAGAAUGUACUUUACCUGUAUGUGCUGCUGGAACCUAUUUGAACGGUACUUUGAACAGUUGCAUUCAGUGCAAGAGAGGAUUCUACCAGCCAGAAACACAGCAAACGACUUGUAUUCCAUGCCCACCCAACACCAGUACCAAAAACACUGCCUCAAAAUCCAAAUCCGAAUGUACGAAUCCAUGCGAACUGAAAGGCCAAGAAAUGCACUGCGAUCCGAACGCCUACUGCCUGCUCAUUCCCGAAACCAGCGACUUCCGGUGCGAGUGCAAACCUGGCUUUAACGGCACCGGCAAAGUAUGCACCGACGCGUGCGACGGCUUCUGCGACAACGAGGGCGUAUGCGUCAAGGACGUGACGGGAUCUCCAUCUUGCCGGUGUAUAGGCAGCUUUACCG
Messenger RNA from Sitophilus oryzae (rice weevil), 3388 nucleotides. Its product is annotated as sushi, von Willebrand factor type A, EGF and pentraxin domain-containing protein 1-like. The record is from RefSeq and is a predicted model, not a curated record. Lineage: Eukaryota; Metazoa; Arthropoda; Insecta; Coleoptera; Curculionidae. Gene Ontology annotation, molecular function: calcium ion binding; Notch binding. Gene Ontology annotation, biological process: Notch signaling pathway.